AAACUAUUCGAUAGUUUGCAAUAACGAAAAAUAUAACGGAUGUGUACAUAAUUUUCCCAUAAAAAUUAACUCAUGAACGUAAAUUUUGCAAUUAGCCUACCAUCGUCGGCCGUCCAUUCCAUCUCUCGUCCUACGAUCUUAGCCGUCCGUCCUUUCGAGCCGAAUGAUCACCCCUAGCCCUACUCUUCAAGGGGUCAUGGCUACACACUCUCUCUCUACAAAGUUUACUCAUGAAAUCUUACCAGUACUUACUCACUCAUCACCAACAAUAUGGCCUAUCCACCAUUUCCCUCUGUUUGAAAUUGAGUGAGAGAGAGUCCUGCUUCUUCCUCUGUAUUUGAAAGAAGACUGUGAGAGGGGAGAGAGAGAUUCUCCUUCUCCAUUUUAGAGAGAGAAAGUUGGGGUGCUUGGAAGGAGAGAGAGGGUGUACAGGCUGCAGGUUACUCGCGUUACAGCAAGCCACAGAGUACGGUUCUCGUUCUUUCUAUUUCAUUGUUGGGUUAAAUGAUUCUUGUUUUCUUGACGUUUUGUAUUCCUUAAUGGUGUUAUUUGUAUUCGCCUCAGAACUGUUUAUCUUCUUCUAACCCUUCCAAAUCAUGGCUUUGACAAAAGCACAAUCUCUCUCUAAACCCCACUAUUUCAUUUCUUUUGUUGUUCCUCCCUCUCUUUAUUCUUGUGUUGAACAAUUCUCCACAAAACCCCUUUUUCUCUCUUCAUCUCCUUCUUCUCUCACUGAGGAUGCCAUGAGCUUAACUUCUUCCUCUCCUUCUUCAUGGUUAAUCUGCUUAUAAACUCUUUUGGGCUCUCAAAGCAAUCAUCCAUUGCCACAACUUCACAGUUUCUCCACCUCAAAACAGAUGAGAAACCCCUGUCUGUUCCAACCUUCCUUAAAAACAAUGGUUUCGAAGCAACCCACAUCCAUGACAUUAUUGUAGCUGAUGCCGAGAAUACCCUAAAACCCAAAUUGAAAUUGCUCCAAGAUUUGGGUCUUUCUAAAUCUGAACUUGGGGCCUUCACCUCUGCCAAUCCAUCUAUUCUUACUUAUAGCUUAAACAAAACGCUUCUCCCUAGAAUUCUUUUCCUCAAAAGCUAUUUAGGAACCGAUGAAAAUGUCUUAAGGUUUGUCAGAUGUUGUAGUUCGGUAUUGGUGUCUAAUAGAUUGCUGCCCAAUAUAAGGUACUUGGAGAGCCACGGAAUUGGGGGAUUGAAGUUGAAAGCGCUCCUAUUGCAAAGGCCGCAUAUGUUCAAUCGGAAGCUCAGUAGGCUUAAAGAAAUCACAGAAAAAGUUAAGGAAUUGGGUUUUGAAUCUCACUUUAAAAUGUACUCUCAUGCUGUUGGAUUCAUGAGUGCAAUGAGCAAGGAGACAUGGCAGAGGAAAUUCGAGUUCUUUAAGACUUUUGGAUGGUCAGUAGAAGAUAUUUGCGCUGCUUUCCAAACAAUGCCUCUAAUCUUUUCUUUAUCAGAAGAGAAGUUGCAAAAGACUAUGGAUUAUUCUGUUGAUGAGCUUAAAUAUGAUGAGAAAUAUCUGUGUUUUCAUCCACAUAUUUUCAUUUACAGUUUAGAGAGAAGGUUGAUCCCAAGGAUUAAUCUAUUGAAAGUGUUGUGGUCAAGGGAAUUACUGAAAAAGGAUGCCAAUUUAUCGACAGUUAGUGUGUUAUCGGAGAAGGUAUUCUUGGAGAAGUAUGUGCUAAGUUUCCGAGAAGUGGCCGAAAGUUUACUAAAAUUUUGUAAGGGAAACAAGGAAAAUCCAAGAAUUGGUACUGAGUCUGCGGAUCUAAAAAAGGCUUCAUAACCAUUAAAAUCUGAACACCAUGACGCUUGUUUUGUUUAAUACUGAAAAAGAAGAAUUUGUAUGUCAAAUUUCACUUGGAGUUGGCUUCUUUCUAUUUUUUCUUUGUUUCUGCAUUGCAAAAUAUGGGUUAGUAGAUUAUAAAAGGCUGCUAACCUCUACACAAAUGCAAAUUAGCAGGCUAUAAUUUUGGUUUUAUUCUAACCAUGUUAAGGUUUUGUCUAGGAUUUUGUGUGUGUUUUAUUUGUGCAGAAAGUCCACCCAUUUGUUUUGAUUUUCAAACUUUCGAGUGAAAAUGCACUCCCCUCUUACCAAGCUAUGACUUUCUGCCUUAGGCACAAAAAAUUGGUCACCCCCUUUGGGGAUGGAAGUAUACCCUGGUGCGGGAAGGUGAAAACCCAUUUCAGGCCGUAGGCCUUCACUUUCUCUCUUAUUUAUCUCUUCUCUCUCUCACACACACAUUGUGAAUGGAUGAUUUCUCCCAAAAUGAGAGCUGUUGGUUAAUAAGAUUUGAUUGCUUCUUUUUAUGCGAAUACUCUCUCUCUCUCGCUAACUUGGAUUCUGAACCAGAUCCAACCACCUACUCUUCCUAACCCCUCAUUGUGCUCUUUCUCUUCAAAAGUUUCUCCGCUCUCUACUUCUUGGUUUUAGAAACUGGGUUGGAUUGGUUGCAUAAGAAACUAUGGAAUCUAAUGAUGGAGGCAUCAGUUGUUUAGAUAAUAAUUCAACAGGUAGCAGCUACUUUUGUUAAAAGGCAUGUGAUGUGAAUUAGCUAUUAAAAUCUCAUUCAUAGGGUCGAUUUCUUUUUUUUCAAAAUUUUCAUGUCCUCGUCAAAUGCCUCUUUAAUUGGGAAGCUGCCAUUUCAUUGUUUCUUGGACCUUUUUUUAUUAUUCUUGCCUCAAAAAUUGAGUUGGGCUGAUUAUUUGAGAAAUUUUUGGAAUUUAAGUAUUGGGGCAUCGGUUGUGGAGGGAAUAAUUCAAGAAAUGCUUCUCUCAAAAAAAAAAAAUUUCAAGAAAUGUAUCUACAUUUGUCAUGGAUUCUGCAAUUCAAGAAUUCAGAUGGUUCUAAAAAUUGGAUUAAUUUUAAAAACAGGGUUGGCUUGGAGCUCUCUCUACAUAUGACUCUUCAUGUACUCUCCAAAUUCUUGUUUCAUGGAAAGUUAGCAUUUCUCGAGUUCCUCUGCUUCCUUGGAACGUUUGUAAUACAAUGCUUGGGGCUUUAUUAGGGCAAUGCCCGGAAUCAUUUAUGGAAUCUCCUAGCCAUUACUUUUCCAUUAGGACUUGCCCCAUCAUCGGUAUGAACUGUGCAGAUGGUGCAAACUGGCUGCUAUCACAAAAUUCGAGGAAUAUUAAUGAAGACUAAAAAUAUUGUCUUGAUUAUGUUACCUCUGAGUUCUGCUUUUCGUGGAGUUAUGCAGCUGGAAGAUUGGCACUGGUAUUUGAAACUCUACUACUACUGAAACUUGCAUUAUCCAGAUUCUUCAAUGACAGUGGAGGUGAUGAUUGAUGAUACUAAUCUAGUUGAAGGGUGCCUGUUGUUACAACUAAUAUAGGGAGCCUCAUUUGGUUACUAGUCAGACAAGUCAGUUUUCACAUUUGUAGAGAAGCUACCUACGUCCUGAGAUUUAUAAAUGUAACUUGCAAAUGAAAAUACCAUAUGGGGGUCACCAAAUGUUGGACCGACAACACAUGGGUAUGUAUGUUUGUGGGGGUCACCAAAUGUUGGCUCUCAUUAGGCUUCUGCUGAUGCCAUAGAAUUAUCAAAGCCACCCUCCACUAAUGACCUGAAUAUUUACCUUCUCGUUGAUGAGUUGCGUGAAACAAUGCAAGGCUUCGCCCCCAAAUGAAAUCAACUUCCUCUGUAGCCAAAAGAAGUCCAAAUUCCUUGAAACUCUAUAGCAGCCUGCAAACUUGGCAUUUAAUUGGUGGUUUUGCUCUUUAAGGUGAGAAAUGAAGAUGGGGUAGCCUAAAGGGAAUAUAUUUUGCAGGCGAUCCCAUCAAAAUUUGAGAAAAUGGGACAUUUUGUAUUUUGCAAAAAAGCUUUUUGGAGAAGGAAGCUUACCGAAUCAUGGAGGCAAAAGUUCAGCAUAAUUGGAUUCAAGCUUGAGGAUGUGACUGCUAACUUCUUGGAGCUCUUUGCAAUGAAGAAAGUGAAAUUAAAAAUGAGAAGGAAGCUUGUGUCUUCAGUGCAUCUAUACUCGAAGUACGUUGUGGUGCCACAGAAUGAGGAUGUUAUAGAUGAAGAGAAGAAGGUUUCUCGUUCUUCACCAUUUUAGUCCCCUCAAAACUCUGAAAGUGUAGAAUAUAUAGCUUGAGAACGUGAGUAUUUGUCAUUCACCCAUCUUUCAAAUUGGAGGAAAAUUUGGAACUAGACCACGCGAUUCAUGCAAUGGCCACCUUUGUGAUGAUGCUACAUGUGUGAUAGUUUGUGCUAUAGUAUCAUGAUGCAGUAGGCGUUGCUUAACAUUAGCAGGCUUUACUUGAUUGAUGCUGAUAAGGUCCAAAGCAAGGCUUAUAAUGUGCUUUUGAACGCCCAAGAGGCAGCAGCAUGGGCAUUGAAUCCUGGAAAACGAUGGGUGAUGCUUAUUAGGUGGCAAUGGAGGUCGAGGAGAAAGAAGCCCAUGGGUUCUAUUCAAAUUUGACGAAAUUGGUGGGUUCUGGUCCACGGGUUGAGUUUUGAGAGUCCGGUUUGAGCUUGAAUGAGAAGAGUGAAUGAGAGGUGAAACAGGACGAUAUUUAACAUUUCGAUUGUGUUUCUACUCCUCAAGGGUUUGGAGUCAUUCUCUCUUGUCCUUGUCAACACUGUAAUUCUGAGGGAGAAUGCACCUGAGCUGAUGAAUAUCAUUCUUGCCCAUGGUGAGAAUCAUCGCCAACACUGUAAUUGUGAGCUUGAAUGAGAAGCCCAUGCAUUAUGGGGUUUCUUGGUA
This is a messenger RNA of Amborella trichopoda, 4715 nucleotides long. NCBI's taxonomy places the organism in Eukaryota, Viridiplantae, Streptophyta, Magnoliopsida, Amborellales, Amborellaceae. The record is from RefSeq and is a predicted model, not a curated record.